UGCAAAGGAGGUGGCAAAGCUGCUGGAGAUGAAGGCCCAGCUGGGGGGAGAUGAGGGGAAACCCAAGUUUGUGCUCAAGACCCCGAAGGGCACACGGGACUAUGGCCCCAAGCAAAUGGCCAUCCGGGAGAGGGUCUUCAGUGCCAUCAUCUCCUGCUUCAAGCGCCACGGGGCAGAAGUCAUCGACACACCCGUGUUCGAGCUGAAGGAGACGCUGACGGGGAAAUAUGGGGAAGACUCGAAGCUCAUCUAUGAUCUGAAGGACCAAGGAGGGGAGCUGCUGUCCCUGCGCUACGACCUGACAGUAUCCUGCCACAGCCUGAUGGCCAUGAACAAGAUCACCAACAUCAAGCGCUACCACAUUGCCAAGGUGUACAGGAGGGACAACCCGGCCAUGACCCGGGGCCGCUACCGCGAGUUCUACCAGUGUGACUUCGACAUCGCCGGGCAGUUCGACCCCAUGAUCCCCGAUGCCGAGUGCCUGAAGAUCGUGCACGAGAUCCUGAGUGACCUGCAGCUCGGGGACUUUGUCAUCAAGGUGAUACUGGGGUUCUCUGUGCCAUGGUGGGAGGCAGUGCCGUGGGAGGAAGUGAGGAGCGAGAUGGUGGGAGAGAAGGGGCUCUCUCCCGAGGCUGCGGAUCGCAUCGGGGAGUACGUCCAGCUCCACGGUGGGCUGGACCUGAUCGAGCGGCUCCUGCAGGACCCAAAGCUGUCACAGAACAAGCUGGCCAAGGAGGGGCUGGGGGACAUGAAGCUGCUGUUUGAGUACCUGACCCUGUUUGGCAUCACAGGGAAGAUCUCCUUCGACCUGAGCCUGGCCCGGGGCCUGGACUAUUACACGGGGGUGAUCUUUGAGGCCGUGCUGCUGCAGCAGGAGAACGAGCACGUGGAGGAGCUGGUGGGCGUCGGGAGCGUGGCUGGAGGCGGCCGCUACGACGGGCUGGUGGGGAUGUUUGAUCCCAAGGGCCGGAAGGUGCCCUGCGUGGGGGUCAGCAUUGGCAUCGAGCGGAUCUUCUCCAUCCUGGAGCAGAGGCUGGAGGCCUCUGAGGAGAAGAUCAGGACAACAGAGACGCAGGUGCUGGUGGCCUCUGCCCAAAAGAAGCUCCUUGAAGAGCGGCUGAAGCUCAUCUCCGAGCUGUGGGAUGCUGGAAUCAAGGCAGAGAUGCUGUACAAGAAGAACCCCAAGCUGCUGAACCAGCUGCAGUACUGUGAGGACACGGGCAUCCCUCUGGUCGCCAUCGUGGGGGAGCAGGAGCUCAAGGAUGGAGUCAUCAAACUGCGCAUUGUGGCAACCAGGGAGGAGGUCAACAUCCGCAGGGAGAGCCUGGUGGAGGAGAUCAGGAGGAGAACGAGCCAGCCUUAGCCCCCUCCGGGACACGUCUGCUCCUCGGUUGGAUUCUGGCUGACAGAUUUCCUCCUGUAAAUGCCUUGGCCAGGCUGUGCAGCAGCGGGUGGGGGGCUCGGGGGGGCUCUGAAAGCUGUAUUUAUUCUUGUAUCAUGCCCUCCCUCCCCCGGCGGGAGCAGAGGCUGUGCCGACUCCUGCGCCCUGCCCUGGCCCUCGAGAAUGUCGCUGGGAAGAUGUGGAGGUGGCUC
Manacus vitellinus (golden-collared manakin) is the source of this 1593-nucleotide messenger RNA. It is a transcript of the gene HARS1, whose product is annotated as histidyl-tRNA synthetase 1. The record is from RefSeq and is a predicted model, not a curated record. Gene Ontology annotation, biological process: mitochondrial translation. The coding region runs from base 29 to 1363 and encodes 444 amino acids. Gene Ontology annotation, molecular function: identical protein binding. The transcript has 11 exons. Gene Ontology annotation, cellular component: cytoplasm; mitochondrion. Lineage: Eukaryota; Metazoa; Chordata; Aves; Passeriformes; Pipridae.